Messenger RNA from Penicillium cataractarum, 1113 nucleotides. RefSeq names its product STIMATE family protein. Lineage: Eukaryota; Fungi; Ascomycota; Eurotiomycetes; Eurotiales; Aspergillaceae. The coding region runs from base 1 to 1113 and encodes 370 amino acids. The transcript has 2 exons. The record is from RefSeq and is a predicted model, not a curated record. Gene Ontology annotation, cellular component: membrane.
AUGGAUGCUGCUACCACUCUGUCGCUGGCCGCAACCGCGGCCUCUACUUUAAUCGCUGCGACUUCACCGCCCAGUCCAGUAUCAUAUCUAGGCACCUCCACAUCACCGUCGCCCUCUUCACACAUGCUGUACUACCAUGGGGCUCCUCCACCGGGUCAGGAUCCAAACGGCCAGGAUGAUGGGGAGUGUAGACUCCUUGGACCUUUCUCUCUGCUCGUCCAGGCCGCUCUGGGAGCACUGGCGCUGCUAUCAUUGGUAUUCAAGCGAUGGAGGGAACGACCUCAGCGGCCACUGAAAGUGUGGGCAUUCGAUGCGUCGAAACAAGUCUUUGGAUCGGGGAUGCUUCAUUUAGCGAAUCUCUUGAUGUCCAUGUUCUCGGCGGGUCAAUUUGAGAUUCGAACAACUUUCAGGCCGAACCCUUGCUCUUUCUACUUGCUGAAUUUGGGAAUCGAUUAUUUUGAAAAGACAACUCUCGGCAUCCCCAUUCUGAUCUUAAUCCUCCGCAUCCUGAACUACCUCGCCUCCUACACACCCCUCGCCAACCCACCCGAAUCCAUCGAAUCAGGAAACUACGGUCAACCACCCCGAGCCCUAUGGUGGCUCAAGCAGUCAAUGAUAUACUUCAUCGGACUUCUCGGCAUGAAAGUCUGCGUGUUCAUCGUGAUCUCGAUAUUCCCCUUCAUCGUCAAGGUCGGCGACUGGGCCCUGGGCUGGACAGAAGGAAACACCGCCUACCAGAUCGCCUUCGUCAUGCUCCUCUUCCCCGUCAUCAUGAACGCCAUCCAAUACUACAUAAUCGAUCAUUUCAUCAAGAAACCCCUCUCAUACGACAUUUACACCGCACCUGACACCAUCGAGGACGACGAGGAUAUCCACCGGCGAGAAGCUCUGUUGGACGGGCUGGACGAAGCUUACUCCACUGACUCUGACGACGAAACAAAUGGAAAACCGUCAGUCACAGUGUCUCAACCAAAGGCUACUGCAAAUGCCCUCCACGAAUCAGAGGAUGUCCUCACGGACGAAUUCUCACCGGUUCCGCCCUACGAGCCGCCGAGCUCGAGCUCUAGUAGCAGCCGCAACGAACGUGAUCGUGAACCGAAACAGGAUUUGUGA